GGACUUUUUCACCCGACAUGCCUGCUUCCAGGGCGGCAGCCCGCGGCGGGAGCCGGGCGGCUCACGGAAGGAGCCUGCCGGAGCUCGGGCUGCUGCUGCUGGUGAUGUUCGUGCUGCUGCAGGGUUCCGUGCUUCCUCUGGGAGCUGCCAGCUCUCCGGACACGACCGGCGACGUCAAGAAAGACGAGAGAACCCACACGCAGGAAGCCGGGCACAACARCACGAAAAAGCCUUUCCCGGUGCUCAGCCUGGAGUACGGCCAUGUGAAGAUCCCCUUUGAAAUCUCGCUGUGGGUGCUUCUCGCCUCGCUGAUGAAAUUAGGUUUCCAUUUGAUUCCUCGCCUGUCGGGUAUUGUUCCAGAGAGCUGCCUGCUGAUUGUCGUUGGCCUACUGGUCGGGGGUCUUAUUAAAAUGGCCGGAGAAAAAGUCCCCCCAGUGUUGGACUCCAAAUGGUUCUUUCUCUGCUUGUUGCCCCCCAUCAUCCUGGAUGCUGGCUACUUCCUGCCCAUCCGACCCUUCAUGGAAAAUCUGGGCACAAUCCUCAUGUUUGCUGUYGUGGGGACUCUGUGGAACGCCUUCUUUGUUGGAGGCCUGCUGUUUGCCGUUUGCCAGAUCCCACAAGCUGACCUGCUGUCUGUAGGCCUUCUGCCUUGUCUGCUGUUYGGCUCCAUCAUCUCAGCUGUGGAUCCAGUUGCUGUACUCGCUGUUUUUGAGGAGAUUCAUAUAAAUGAGCUGUUGCACAUCCUGGUGUUUGGUGAAUCACUGCUCAAUGAUGCUGUAACUGUGGUUUUGUACCACCUUUUCGAGGAGUUUGCCGUCGAUGGCUCAGUGACUGUGCUGGACGGCUUCCUGGGAGUCAUCUCCUUCCUCGUCGUAGCGCUGGGCGGCGUUCUCAUCGGCGUCAUCUACGGGUUCCUUUCUGCCUUCACCUCACGCUUCACCUCCCACACCCGCGUCAUCGAGCCGCUUUUUGUCUUUGUGUACAGCUACAUGGCUUACCUGUCCGCUGAGGUCUUCCACCUGUCCGGCAUCAUGGCUUUAAUAGCCUGCGGCGCGGUGAUGCGACCUUACGUGGAGGCCAACAUAUCCCACAAGUCCCACACCACCAUCAAGUACUUCCUGAAGAUGUGGAGCAGCGUUAGCGAGACUUUAAUCUUCAUCUUUCUUGGUGUGGCGACUGUGGAUGGAAAACACCAGUGGCACUGGAUCUUCGUCACAUCGACAGUCAUCCUGUGUCUGGUUGCCCGAGUCAUAGGUGUGGUCAGUCUUACAUUCGUAAUCAACAAGUUCCGCAUCGUCAAGCUGACCACCAAAGAUCAGUUCAUCAUCGCGUACGGUGGCCUGCGAGGUGCCAUCGCCUUUUCCCUCGGCUUCCUGUUGGACUCUCACCACUUCCCCAAAAGAGAUAUGUUCCUGACGGCCAUCAUCACGGUUAUUUUCUUCACAGUCUUUGUUCAGGGUAUGACCAUCAAACCCCUGGUGGAGCUGCUGGCAGUGAAGAAGAAACAAGAGGCCAAACGUUCAAUUAACGAGGAGAUCCACACCCAGUUCCUCGAUCACUUACUGACUGGAAUUGAGGACAUAUGUGGACAUUAUGGACACCAUCACUGGAAGGACAAACUGAACCGCUUUAACAAGACGUACGUGAAGAAGUUCCUGAUCGUAGAAGAACGCUCCAAAGAGCCGCAGCUCAUCGCCUUCUACCACAAGAUGGAGAUGAAACACGCCAUCCAGCUGGUGGAGAGUGGGUCCAGACUGCCCUCUGCGAUGCCCUCCACUGUUUCCAUGCAGAACAUUCAGCCCAAGGUCCCUCCUGCUCCUACAAAGCCUGCAGAGAGAGCUCUUCCACAGCUGCGCAAAGGCCGAGAGGAGGAGAUCAGGAAGAUCCUGAGGAGCAACCUCCAGAGGACACGGCAGAGGUUGCACUCUUACAACAGACACACUCUGGUGGCUGAUCCCUACGAGGACGGACUUAAUGACCUCCUUCUGAAAAAACAAAAGAUGUUUGAGCUCGACAAGAAGAUAAAGGAGAUGACUAAUUACUUGACAGUUCCUGCUGCUGCUCCAGACUCCCCAACUCUGACUAGAGCCAGGCUGGCUUCAGGCAGACACACUGAUUUCAUACCUGCUCAACAGCAUAAAGGAAAGUCUUCAGAUCCACAAUCUUACCACGUAAGACCGAUGUCCGACAAUGUGCCAACCAUCCAGGUCGACCUGGCGUCCCCGGAGUCCCCGGAUACUUUCAACGUCGUGAACGACUCCCAACAAGCUGACAAGCAAAGAAAAGAGGAGGACCAAGGCCUGAUGAUGAAACCUCCUUCAAGUGGACCAAACAAAUCUGGUGACAAGGAGCAGCAGAAGCUAAUGAGGUGUCUGAGCGAUCCCGGACCCGGCGCAGAGGAAGACGAGGACGAGGAUGAGCCUUUCUUACCCUGAGAUAUGGAGACCAGAUCAGAUCAGAUCAGUCUACAAGUCUGCCUUUACUGUUCAGAGUGGAGAUGGAUGUGUUCAAGUGAUCUCAUUGGUUCAAAAACCAAAAUAUAAAAUGAAAAAUGAAAAGGCCAAAACUGCAACUGCUGUAGUAAAUGAAAAUUCAAAGAAAAAGGAAGAGCCUGAGGAGGAAAAAAAGAGCCAUUUGUUUAUUAUUAUUAUUAUUAUUAUUAUUAUUAUUAUUAUUAUUAUUAUUAUUAUUAUUAUUAUCGCUCUUUAUUUAGACAGGAGUGUAAAAUUCAGCUUCUCCAUCAGAGAAGCUGAUUUAGUUCUCGAUGGUCUGAGGCGUUCAGAAAAGAACUAUGCAUUACCAAAGGUUUGGACUGUUUUAGUGUUCGAUCUUUUACUUUAGUGUCCGUUUGUCUUUUUGUCUGUAAAGUCAGUUUCUGUGAGACACGUGGGGCCUCUAGACCUAAACAUAAUCACCAACAACAACAACAACAAAAAAAAAUCAUGUUUGUUCACUUUUACCGUUGCACUUUAGAUUUCACUUUUCAGGUUCUGUCACUUGAAACUGCUGGAUAUCCAAACAUUCAGAUGUAGUUGUUUUUUUUUUUACAUAUUUGGCCUUAUUUCAUAUAUAUAUAUUUUAUUUUACUAACAUUUGAUUAUAAUGGGUUAUACUUGUUUAGUCACUUUGAAACCCCGCUGUGUAAAAAAACAAACCCUGAGAUGUUUAUAGGGAGAAUGAAAGCUUGYGCCUCUGUUGACCUGAGAAAGUUUAUCUACUGUUUUAAUGUCGACUCAAGAAGUGGCUGUUGUUGGCCUUCAGGGAGUUUUAUCCUGUCAAACCAGGAGUUUGGCUGAAUGUCAGAAAGCUUUUUGCACAGACGUUUUGAUCUGCCAUCGCACAUGUUCUCCCAUCCAAGUUAAGUUCCCUGUGUUUAUGUUUGAUCAUGAUGUAGAGUGGACUCAUUAAACAAACGUCCACAAAGAGCCGUUUCCUCGGUCCACACUUUAAAUGUCUUUAUUUUAUGCUCAGUCGAACACUGCAGGCAUGUUGUGGCAAAAAAUAUAGAAUUCUAUGCAGUACAGAUAUAUAAAAUAUAUAGUAGAAUUAUAAUAAUCUCUUUUCUGAAUACCCUUUAAAAGUCAUUUUACUAAAAUGUGCAAAUCACAGCAAAGUUAAAACUCAAAACACGGGCAUUAAAAUAAACAGUCAUUUCAACAGUUUUGCAGCUUCUAUACUAACCUUAAAAAUUUGUGCAGUUUCUGAUCAUCAUCAUCGUCUUUGUUUACCUGGACACCAGCUGGAUGAAAGUAACAUUGUUUACCAGGGUUUGGAGCUGACGGACUCAGUUUACACCUUUUUAAUUACAUCACUUUUGUUCGGAUCGUUUAUCUCUUUUUCUAAAACAUUUGUUGUUAAAGGUGAACUUCAACCCUGAGAGCUCAAGUUAAAACAAUAUAAUAAUAAAAAAUAGCUUAUUUCUGGUUUUGAUCUCUGGUUACAUAGCUAAGAUUAAAAGAUCGUUUCGUUUGUGCACAUUUCUCACAUAAAUCAGUGUGUUUACAUGUGUGCUCAGGAGAGUUUUCUUUUGUGAAGACGCUGUUUUUGUGUGUUUAGUAAAUCAAGAAUGGAGCUGACCAAAUUUAAUUUUACUGGCAAAAAAUUCUGAAAAAGAAUUCAGUUCAACUUCCACUGAAACUCAUUUAAAAAGUAAACCAUGAGAAUAGUAUUGUCUGAAAAACCCUCAGUUUUCAUUGUGACAAAUSGCUUUGGGAACAUUCACGUCAACUUCUUUCAGAAAUAAAUACUAAACACUGAAAAYGAGUCUGAAAUAAGAAACUAAAUCAGUUCUGUUUUAACGUAGUCUGUUUGCGUUUUGUUGGGUUUUUUAGUUGAAAGUAAAGAAUCCGAGCGGCGGUGUAAAAGCUAAAUGUGUUCAGAUUGAACCAGAAAGAAAUCCUGAUCAUUGUUCCAAAGAGUUUAGUUUCUCUAAAGAAAAGGAAAAACUAUUUUCAUACUUUUACUUUUUCAUACCAAAUGCAUCUUUUUGGGGCAAACAUUCUCGAAGCAUCUUGGAGUAAUGUUUGGUGCAACAAAAAGAAAAAACAAAACUUUAAUCUGAAGCCAUACAGCCUUUAGAAGAACCUGUUUAAUUGUACGGUUGCAUCAGUUCUGCCUCAUUUGAAUGUUUUCAGUCAUUCGCCUUAACGUUUUUAUUUUUUUUUGUUGUUGGAUUUCUCUUUGUUACUUUACUUGAUGUGCUUUAUAUGUUCGAGUGCUUUAUUAAAAAUGCUUUAUCAGCUUUAUAGUAUAUCAAAGUUUUCUUUUCCUGUUAAAUGUGUUGUAUCUCUCA
Messenger RNA from Austrofundulus limnaeus, 4792 nucleotides. RefSeq names its product solute carrier family 9 member A1a (gene slc9a1a). Gene Ontology annotation, molecular function: sodium:proton antiporter activity; potassium:proton antiporter activity. The record is from RefSeq and is a predicted model, not a curated record. Lineage: Eukaryota; Metazoa; Chordata; Actinopteri; Cyprinodontiformes; Rivulidae. Gene Ontology annotation, cellular component: plasma membrane. Gene Ontology annotation, biological process: potassium ion transmembrane transport; proton transmembrane transport; regulation of intracellular pH.